AGACAGACUUUCUUCUUUCCGUCUUGACAAUGUCCUCCUACUUUGACAUUAAAAAGAACUACCCCUUCUAUGCAGCCUAUCACACUAAUAAGUGGAAUAAGGCCAUCCACAUGGUAUGUGUUCCCCUCAUAUACUCGACAUCCUUAUUCUUGUUAAGAAGUUAUACUCCAGCACUCUAUGGGAAAAUCACUCUGGCCACCCUCGUCCAUGCCUUCUAUGUGUUGAGUUUCCUUUACAUGGAUCUACCAGCAGCGCUGCUUUAUACCCCCAUAAUGAUGGUCAUGUACUUAUUCUCUGCCUUCGUACCGCUAAGAUACACUCCACAAGCGUGGGCUCUCUUCACUACGGCCUGGAUACUGCAAUUCAUCGGUCAUGGUUUCCUAGAGCGUCGCAGACCCGCACUUGUUGACAACUUUUUCCAAUCCAUACACGCUGCCGUCUUCUUCGUAUGGCUACAGGUGAUGUUCCGUGCUGGCUACAAUCCCGACUUAGAUGAUGAGCUUGUACUGCUAACUCAAAAGGAACUGGAGAAGGCUGGUCUGCGACAAAAGGAGAGCAGGAAGGGCGAUAAGAAGGAAUAAAGACUUCCAACGAUAUUGUAUACUCAUCUCCUACUAAGUUGAUUAAUUGUCUCUUCCUUUCGAAAACACUUACCACUCAGUUUGAUUAUGC
Molecule: messenger RNA, 672 nt
Organism: Perkinsus marinus ATCC 50983
Lineage: Eukaryota; Perkinsozoa; Perkinsida; Perkinsidae
Exons: 4
Coding region: 30-581 (183 amino acids)
Biological process (GO): sphingoid catabolic process
Cellular component (GO): endoplasmic reticulum
Source: RefSeq, a predicted model, not a curated record